AACGUGAUAUAACUUUAUUCAUGUGGCAGUCAUUGAUUAGACACAAAUACACCCUCGGACAUCUUCAAAGCGCUACAGAAGAAUGUAGAGUGAAGGAAACGUGUCAGUACCUGCAACCAGAAGGACUUUGAGAAUUGGAGGCUAAAUAUAGAGAAAACUUGGUGACCAUCUGAGAAUCCAGCACAGUAUGUCGAAACAAAACAAGGUCAUUAAUGAUCCCAUCCACGGGCAUGUGGAGUUACACCCACUGCUCAUCAAAAUCAUUGACACACCUCAGUUCCAGAGACUACGACACAUCAAGCAGCUUGGAGGGGCCUACCAUGUUUACCCGGGAGCAUCCCACAACCGCUUCGAACACUCGAUUGGGGUCGCACACUUGGCAGGAGAACUUGCAAAAGCUCUGGAGGAAAAGCAGGAGGAACUCAAAAUCACUGACAGAGACGUCCUUUGUGUGCAGAUUGCUGGUCUUUGCCAUGACCUGGGACAUGGGCCAUUUUCCCAUCUUUAUGAUGCAAUUUUCAUUCCAAGAGCAAACCAUCCACCAGGUGAAGAAGGCAAGGGAAUGAAGGAUUGGAAGCAUGAGGAAGCCUCUGUAAAGAUGUUUGACCACAUGGUGAAAAAAAAUGAACUGGAGGAGAUGAUGAUAAAAUAUGGCCUGAAGUUUGGAAAACUGGUGGUUGAGAAUGACCCAGACGGUGACGACAUGACAUUUAUUAAAGAGAUGAUUAAAGGAAAAAAAACAAAAACACCUGUGAGUUGUGUAACACCAUCAUUUCCACAGUGGCCAUAUAAAGGUCGGGGAGAGGAGAAGUCCUUUCUCUAUGAAAUCGUGGCCAACAAAGAAACUGGCAUUGAUGUGGACAAGUUUGACUACUUUGCCAGGGACAGCUACCACCUGGGCAUCCAGACCAAUUUUGACCAUCGCCGCUUUAUACAGUUUGCCAGGGUGUGUCAGGUUGGAAAGAAGACGCAUAUCUGCACUAGAGACAAGGAGGUGGACAAUCUGUAUGAGAUGUUCCACACAAGGUACUGUCUCCACAGAAGGGCCUACCAGCACAAAGUUACCAAGAUCAUAGAGACUAUGAUCGCAGAGGCCUUUGUAAAAGCAGACGAGCACAUCCAGAUUAAAGGCUCAGGAGGGAAGAUGUUCUCUCUCUCUACAGCCAUAGGUGACAUGGAGGCCUACACCAAGCUGACAGAUCAUGUGUUUCAAAGAAUACUCAACUCAACUCGUGUGGAGCUGCGUGAUGCAAAGAAGAUUCUUGAGAGGAUCAUUGAUCGAAAACACUACAGGUGUCUGGGGGAAACAACACCAAACCUGAGCCUAACCAAGGAAAUGAAAGAUCGUUGGCAAGAGGAAUUGAACAAAGACCUCCCUGAGCCUGAGGAAUCGAACAAAGACAAACUGACAAAAGGGGAUCUUAUAGUUGAGGUCGUCACAAUGGACUAUGGCAUGAAAGAAAAGGACCCCAUCGAGAAUAUGUAUUUCUACAGCAAGGGAAACCUGGAAGAAGCAUUCAUGGUCUCCAAAGACCAGUUGUCCAAGCUCCUCCCAACCUGCUUUUCUGAGACGCUGAUCAGGGUCUACUGUAAGAAGAUUGAUGCAACAAGUCUGAAUUCUGCCAAGGAGAAAUUUAAACAGUGGUGCGCAAGCGAGGGCUGGCCAAAACCUCAGGAUGGAGAUAGAGCAAUACCAGAUCUCAAAUAAUUAACACAGUUCAUCUGAAGUUUUGGAAGAGGGGCUUAAAAACAUACAAAAGAAAGCAAACAGUCCCUGAGACUCAUUGGCUCAUUAUGAUUGAAGUUGAUUAAAUUGUUCUAUAACGAGUGUGUCAAUGAGCACAGUGCAGUACCAACACCAUCUUCUCCCAAAACUAAAGAUUUAAGAGGAAGAGGAUGCAUUAUUGCAUUAGUUGGGCCGUAUACUGUUUUUAGAGCCCUAUUCAAUAUUAUACAAAUAACUUUGUUUUAGUUUGAUCAUUUUAAUCAUCUUUAUUUUAGACUUUAGAUCUAUAUGUCACAUUAUAAACCGAAUCACUGUUUAAUACCAUGUUGGUUGCAAAAACAUCUUUCACAGCAGACAUUUUGGCUUGUGAUCGCAGGAAAAGCACAGGUGAAAUUGACGACAUUAACGAUGGCUUAGUUCUCUGUGUAUUCCUGAUGAUGAGGGCAAGCUGUAAAACACUACCAACAUGUGAUUUAGACCUAAAGUUAACAUUUAAUUGUAGUUUAAGGAUUUCAUAAUUUUAGAGGUGUUUGGUUUUGAAGUUAAUCGUG
Centropristis striata (black sea bass) is the source of this 2277-nucleotide messenger RNA. RefSeq names its product deoxynucleoside triphosphate triphosphohydrolase SAMHD1-like. Gene Ontology annotation, cellular component: nucleus. The transcript has 16 exons. Gene Ontology annotation, molecular function: dGTPase activity. Gene Ontology annotation, biological process: defense response to virus; dGTP catabolic process; regulation of innate immune response. The record is from RefSeq and is a predicted model, not a curated record. Bases 188 to 1708 code for a protein of 506 amino acids. NCBI's taxonomy places the organism in Eukaryota, Metazoa, Chordata, Actinopteri, Perciformes, Serranidae.